UAAGCCGUUCACACAGUAGUAGCACUUUCGUCGGUUUGAAAGCUGAUUCAAUUGAAUUUUGAAUUAAUGGUCAUUAUCGACAAUUUAAUUGCGUUAUCAAAGUGGGUUUGGUGUACAAACUGCACUGGCCAUUAGAUUUUGCCAGUUUUAACAAAGAACCAGAGUCCUUUUAUUUUGACAUGAAUCAAACCCUUGUGGGUUAGGUUUCCAUGAGAUUCAAUAUCCAAGUGACAACAACACUGUUACUGCACUAAUAGUUAAGCUCUACAGAUACCUUGGUCAUGAAAACCUGAUGUGCCUUGUUUAAAACUUUUGCCAGUAAGGUUGUUUCCUCUCAUCAUGCGGCGUGCCAAGCUUGCUCCGGGAUCUUUUUCUGCUGGGUCCCUGCCAACAGCUACUGGCCAUGUUACACCACGCUGCUUUGUCUGUGAUGAGCUAAUAAAAUCUCAUCGCCUGAGUACUUCACUUUUGGCAGGUCGUACUCAGUACACACACUCGCCUCUACCAACAAAAAUUGGCGGGUACAUUGGCGAUGAGUUUAUAGUCGUUGUCACUCCUCAAGAUGCUCUGUGCAAACACUGCAUGGCCUUAAUUAAUACCAUGGAUCGACUUGAGCUUGAACUCCGUCAGCACAGAUAUACACUUACUCAGCAUCUCAAAAUAAAAUACAAAUUAGAUGGCCAAUCAGCAAAACAAUCCACAAAAAUUGAGGUCAUUGAGGAUGAUGAUGACCUUGAUGAACCUGAAGUUAUUGAAGUGUCAGAUGAAGAAUGGACUCCACACAAGAAGCAACGGACAGAAUCAGUUAAACAUCAUCGAUGCAGGUUAUGCAAUGCUAGUUAUACAAAUUUAAGCCUUUUCAUGGCACACCUUAGUAGGCACAAGCAAAUAGAUAAAAUUAAAGGUGCUGUACCCUUUGGGUCAUCAGGUAAACCUGCAGUUAACAACAACAAUGAAAGUUUUGUACAAAUGAAGUUUAAGUGUGGUUGUUGUUCAGAGUACUUCCCUACAAAGGAAAGUUUGGCUCUUCACAUGCAAUUGCAUACAGGGCCACAGACAAAGCCUAGAGUGAAAAGCAAUCUUCCAUCGCCCAUAAACAAUCCAGUUGGUGAUUAUGAUUCAUCUGGUCAGCUUCUCAAACUUGAGGCAACUGUGCAAACUUCUUCAUUAUUUGAAGAUAUUGAACAACUUUCCCAGCAGGAUAUUCCUUUAUCAGAGGGUGUGUGUUUAGAAGAACAGAAAGGAAGAGUUUGUUUGCUAGCACUGCUUAAUAAUGGGGUUUGUUCUGACCUGUCUCAUCGAUCGUCUGCUGAAGUUGAUCCACAGAAUAUACCUGUGCUUCCACCAGUGAGUUGUGUACCAAAAGUAAGUAAUCAAAACAGUGAACAGACUAUUUCCAUCACUGUAUCUAUACCCAGUGCCAUAAAUGGAGGACAAAUGACUGAACAGCAUAUUUCCCUGACAUCAGUCUCUGAGUCAAGUUGUGUAAGAAAUAUGUCCUAUCCUGUCACUCUGACUAACACAUCAACUUUGCCAUCAUUAUGUGGGAAUCCAGCCUCAGAACCAUGCAUUCAAAGCAAGAAACCUAUCCUUAGCAAUCCAAAAUUAGAACCAGGAAGUUUCAACACAAGUCAGAGAACAGGCCUGGACAAUAAUUUUGAUAUGCCUGACCUGUUGGACACUUCACUGGAAGAUGUAAAGCUGAACAGUCAAACUGAUCAACACUCAGUGCCAAGAAAUGAUGUCAGUUCUGACAAAAUAACAUGCACAUGGAACAAAGGAAAUGCUUAUUCAACUACGACUGCUGUGAAUGUUCCUUUAGAUCCUGUUAGUGGAGAAUCCCAAAGCUUAGAUAUGCCAUCUUUGUUGGAUGAUGACUUAUUGCCUUCCAGUGAUAAUACGAACCAAGAAAUAUUUGUACAAAUGCCUGCCACAUGCACUUUAAAUCAAAAUCCAUCAAAUAUUUCAUCACUACAUCAAGCCAAUGCUCCAAGUGAAGCCAUCUUGUGUAAUAAUCCAAGAAAAGAUUUAGAAGUGACUGCCCAGUCUAAUUCCAUACCGUUAGCCAGUGCCAACAAGAAUGUGUCAGACACUAAUAAAAAUAUAGCUGUGGUAAACGUUAAAAGUAUUCCAAUGAAUAGAGACAGUUUUGACACAGAAAGUGAUUGGUUCUACCCAUCUUCAGAUAAAGAGAUUACAUCUGUACUAGACAGCAAGAAGUUAAAUGAGAUGGAGCCACCCGUUCCAAGCUCCUGGUUUAAUGACAGUGACUUUGCGCUUACAGAAAAUGUCAACUGAGGAUGGUAAAUCUGCCAAUGAACAAGAAGUAAGAAACAUCAUUUCUCCUUUAGUUUGAAGAUGUCUGAGAGUAAUCAUUUUUGUGCAAUAUAGACUUGAGAUUCAAGAAAGUUCUUCUUAAUGGACAAUUUGUUGUUUUGACCAAAAAUAUUCAAUAUAUCUAACUAGUUUACAGUUUUGUCACAAACUCUGCUCAUUCUGAUUCAAUUUCUCCCAGUCAGUUUUAAAGUGUUUUUCCCCCGAUGGAUGAAUGUUCUUAAAUGUUCUAUUGUGGCAAUUUGUUUAUUCUGUUCUCCUUUUACUUUCAUUCUGUCCACAACCUUUGCAUUAUUUCUUCAUAAAGAUAAAGUUUAAACAUUUGUUUCAUUGUGAUAUUUUUCCUAGCUCUUCAACCCAUAUUACCCUAAGAAAAAACUAUAUUAGUUUGCAAUUUUAAAUGUCUGAAAUUUGUUGAUAACUUUAAAAAGUUUAAGUUUGGCGCAUACUGUAUUGCUUUGGAAAGUUACCAUAUUUCCUAUUUUUCUUUGUGAUGUGUGACUUGUAUUACAUUUACUUAAAAUAUAUAGCAUCUAAAUUAGCCUACCAAAAAAUAUAAGCUAUAUUUCUAAGUCUCCAAAGAUGUUAAUUGAUCUAUCAAUAAUGAUGUACUUUAAACUGUGCUAGUCAACUGUUCUGUAACAGAUAGUCAUUGUAUGUAGGUAUGUAGACAAGUGAAGUGAUAGUUACUAUCUUUACACAGUACAUAGUACAAAAGUAUAGAAUUUAUGUACAUUGAAUGUGAGAACAUCUGAAGGAUGUUAAAUAAAAAUGCAAGUCAAUGAUACUGGUUAAACUUAGGUUGAAGGGCAGUAGGACUGAAAAAAAAUAAAAGCUGCUCUUUUCUUUA
Messenger RNA from Frankliniella occidentalis (western flower thrips), 3184 nucleotides. RefSeq lists its product as uncharacterized. The record is from RefSeq and is a predicted model, not a curated record. Bases 340 to 2298 code for a protein of 652 amino acids. The transcript has 5 exons. Lineage: Eukaryota; Metazoa; Arthropoda; Insecta; Thysanoptera; Thripidae.